Molecule: messenger RNA, 1832 nt
Organism: Thalassophryne amazonica
Lineage: Eukaryota; Metazoa; Chordata; Actinopteri; Batrachoidiformes; Batrachoididae
Product: potassium channel subfamily K member 2-like
Exons: 7
Coding region: 205-1560 (451 amino acids)
Biological process (GO): potassium ion transmembrane transport; stabilization of membrane potential
Cellular component (GO): membrane
Molecular function (GO): outward rectifier potassium channel activity; potassium ion leak channel activity
Source: RefSeq, a predicted model, not a curated record
GCGUUCACUGUGCGUCUUUGCGCGUCGUUCGGCGGGGACGCGGUGUCCUGGAUGACGCGUUUUCCGCGCAGCUCGUGAGGCGGGACUGUGCGGGAGCCAUGCGGGGAGCAGCCGCCUCUCCUGCGGGGAGCACCGAAGGAGAAAAGCAGCUUCGGUAGAGAAAACCGCUUUCUGGAGGAGCAGAUCUGCCGCAGACCAGAGGAGAUGGUCGAGAAGUGCGUAAAAUCCCACAUUAUUCUGCCAUCAUUCAGAGUUUAUUCAAAUGACUUCAUGGCCGCACCUGACCUUCUUGACCCAAAGACUGCCACCCAAAACUCCAAGCCUCGCCUGUCAUUCUCUGCUAAACCGGUUGUGCUGAACUCUCCAGACGAUGAAUGUGAUACUCGAACCACUGUGAUGAGGUGGAAAACGGUGUCAGCCAUAUUCUUCCUGGUGGUGCUUUACCUCAUCAUCGGGGCGACGGUGUUCAGAGCCCUGGAGCAGCCUCAUGAAAGCUCCCAAAAACUGGCCAUCCUCAUAGAGAAACUGGACUUCCUGGCGGAGCACACCUGUGUCAAUUCUACAGAACUAGAGGCUUUAGUCAAGCAAGUGGUUUCAGCGGUGCGAGCAGGCGUCAACCCGUCGGGAAACUUGUCCAAUCAGACAAGCCUUUGGGACCUCAGCUCCUCCUUUUUCUUCGCAGGAACAGUUAUCACCACCAUCGGAUUCGGGAACAUCUCUCCUCACACCAAAGGUGGGCGGAUCUUCUGCAUAAUCUACGCUCUGCUGGGGAUUCCCCUCUUUGGAUUCUUAUUGGCCGGCGUCGGUGACCAGCUGGGCACCAUCUUUGGGAAAGGCAUCGCCAAAGUGGAGAAGAUGAUCGUGAAAUGGAAUGUCAGUCAGACGAAGAUCCGCGUCAUCUCCACGCUGCUCUUCAUCCUGUUUGGAUGCAUCAUCUUUGUGGCGCUGCCAGCAGUCAUCUUCAAGCACAUCGAGGGCUGGAGCACGCUCGAGUCCAUCUACUUCGUCGUUAUCACCCUCACCACCAUCGGCUUUGGAGACUUUGUCGCGGGCGAGAAAGGUGCGUCUGAAAAUCCAGAAUUCUUGAACUACUACAAGCCUGUGGUGUGGUUCUGGAUCCUGGUGGGCCUGGCCUACUUUGCCGCCGUGCUCAGUAUGAUUGGAGACUGGUUCCGGGUCAUCUCCAAGAAAACUAAAGAAGAAGUUGGGGAGUUUCGAGCCCAUGCAGCCGAGUGGACUGCCAACGUUUCAGCAGAGUUCAAAGAGACACGGCGACGGCUCAGCGUUGAUAUCUACGAUAGGUUCCAGCGCGCUGCAUCCAUCAAACGCAAACUCUCCUCUGAGCUGGGAAUCAACGCCUCACUCAACCAGGAAAUGACCCCGGGAAAGAGGACGCUAUCCGCCAACCUGGGAGAGGACAAAGAGGCUUACACAAACAUGACCCUCUCCCUCAGUCCCAACCACGGAGCCCUGACCAGGAAUGGCAGCCUCUUCCUGAACGGUCUCAGUCCAAACUGCACUGACCGACGGGAGAUAGCAAUUAUCGAAACUCUCAAGUGACCAAGAGGAGGAAACAAGUUUCACACUUACUGACUCGGCAUCUACCAUAAGUUACCAUGUGUAGUAAUCAGCCACUGAUUGAGAACCUUGAGUCUACCUGAUCCAGCUCGAUCUUCAAGGGGUUGAUGUUUGCCUGUUUGUUUGCAUGGAGGAAUACUUAUAGCUGACAGGUUUUAAUCUUCACAGGAGGUCAUCCUGGGCCUAAUCUGUGUUUUCCCAGUCAUCGUAUCAGAGGCAUCAGUUUAAUAAAAUGGAACGGGAAGGAACGCUCA